CUUGGCGAUUCGUUUCUAAAUUCUUGUCUUCCAGAACAAGGAAAACAAAAUAAAUUUAAAAAAAAAGAAAAGAAAAGAAAAGAAGGGAAAAUAAACGAAACGGUAAACUUUCACCAAACAAAUUAAACAGCUGCACCACCAACCACCACCCCAACUCCACCUUCACGUUGCGUUACCUUCUCCUCUUCCUCCGUUUCUUGUUUCGCAGAAAUUUAAUAAAACUCCCCCAAAUUCUAGGGUUCCAAUUUCAAUUUCGGAAACCCUAGUUUCUGGAAUUCAGUUCCAUUUUUCAAGUCUCUUCAGCCAUGUCGAGUCUAGAGGAACCACUUGGUCUUGAUAAGUUGCCAAGCAUGAGUACUGUGAACAGGAUCCAAAGGUUCUCAUCUGGCGCUUGUCGGCCCAGAAAUGAUGAUAUGGGAAUGGGAAACUGCUGGAUUGAAGGAAGAACCUGCAGCUUGUCCAACAGUUGCUGCGAAGAUUAUGAAGAGUAUUCAAAAGGGGCAUAUCCAUGGAGAAGGAAUUCAAGAGAUGUGUUAGGUGACUUCCCCAAUCAAAGGACAUUAAGCUCAGGGAGGAAUCAUGUGGUAUAUGGAAGUGCUUGUGAUUCAUCGUAUUUUGAAGGUCAAUUAUGUAAUUCCAAUUCCAGAGACAACCACAUUGGGGAUAUGAGAAACAAGUUUUUCAAAGGUAUACCAAAGUUUGUGAAAAUAGUGGAAGUUGGUCCUAGGGAUGGAUUACAAAAUGAGAAAAGCAUUGUGCCUACAUCUGUGAAAGUUGAGUUGAUUCGUAGACUGGUAUCUUCCGGGUUGCCUGUUGUUGAGGCCACAAGUUUUGUCUCACCUAAAUGGGUUCCUCAGUUAGCAGAUGCAAAAGAUGUGAUGGAUGGAGUUUGUGGUGUUGAGGGGGCUAGAUUGCCUGUUCUAACACCUAACCUGAAAGGAUUUGAAGCAGCUAUUGCUGCUGGUGCAAAGGAAGUAGCAGUCUUUGCAUCAGCUUCUGAAUCAUUUUCAAAAUCAAACAUUAAUUGCAGUAUUGAGGAGAGUCUUUCUCGUUACCGAGCUGUUACUCAUGCUGCUAAAGAGCUCUCCAUUCCUGUUCGGGGGUAUGUAUCAUGUGUGGUUGGAUGUCCAGUGGAAGGACCAAUUACACCCUUGAAAGUGGCAUAUGUGGCGAAAGAGCUCUAUGAGAUGGGAUGCUUUGAGAUUUCUCUUGCUGAUACGAUUGGGGUUGGUACACCUGGUACUGUUGUUCCCAUGCUUGAAGCUGUAAUGGAUGUUGUUCCUGUGGAGAAGCUUGCUGUCCACUUUCAUGACACUUAUGGGCAAUCUCUUCCCAACAUUUUGAUAUCGCUCCAGAUGGGGAUUAGCACUCUGGAUUCCUCUGUUGCUGGUUUAGGAGGAUGCCCCUAUGCGAAGGGGGCAUCAGGAAACGUUGCCACUGAGGACGUGGUGUACAUGCUGCAUGGGCUUGGUGUGAAAACCAACGUGGAUCUGGCCAAACUCCUGUUGGCCGGGGACUUCAUCGGCAAGCAUUUAGGUCGUCCAUCUGGAUCAAAGACAGCCGUUGCCUUGAGUCGGGUGGCAUCUUUUUCCUCUUAAGAUAUGAAUUUAUGAUGAGCUACAGCUGAUGCGUAAAAGCUGCUAUAGAUUAUUUAUGUCGUCGGUUAAUUGGC
Tripterygium wilfordii is the source of this 1672-nucleotide messenger RNA. Its product is annotated as hydroxymethylglutaryl-CoA lyase, mitochondrial-like. Gene Ontology annotation, biological process: ketone body biosynthetic process; L-leucine catabolic process. The transcript is spliced from 9 exons. Gene Ontology annotation, molecular function: hydroxymethylglutaryl-CoA lyase activity. Bases 306 to 1598 code for a protein of 430 amino acids. Gene Ontology annotation, cellular component: mitochondrion. The record is from RefSeq and is a predicted model, not a curated record. Lineage: Eukaryota; Viridiplantae; Streptophyta; Magnoliopsida; Celastrales; Celastraceae.